Molecule: messenger RNA, 1124 nt
Organism: Closterium sp. Naga37s-1
Lineage: Eukaryota; Viridiplantae; Streptophyta; Zygnematophyceae; Desmidiales; Closteriaceae
Source: the annotation of a GenBank genome assembly
AUGGCGAAGCGCACUCAACUGAUCGCGAUCUUCCUUCUCUUCCUAUUGGCCACGACCGCUACAACGGUCAGCGCCAAGAAGAAAAAAGCCAAGGUUGUAGAAGAAUCUGCAGAGGAUGCAUCUCCAGCUUCAGACGAAAAGCCAGCAGCUUCGGAAGAAAAAACGCCAGACGCCGCAGAAGCAGCAGAAUCCGCUGGGGACGGGGAAUCGGCGGCGGAAGCUAAGGCUUCUCCGGACGACGCUUCCGCCGACGAAGGGGGGAAAGCGGAAUCAUCUCCCGCAGCAGAGGAAGCGGCGAAGGAGGAGAAGGAGGGCGAAGGGGAGGAUACCACCGGAGCUGACAUUGCUGUUGCUGGGGCUGGGGAGGAUCCCCCUCCGGGGAGCCAGCUGGAGCAAGAUAUUAUCAAGGCGGAGAAGAAAGCCGGAGACAUUUUUCCUGCUGGGGCGUGCAAGGGGGAGAUCAAGUCGUUCUGCGAGGGCGUGGACGUGGGCAACAGGAGUCUGGAGCGCUGCCUCUCUGACAGCUUCAAACUCACCAAGGCCGCUGACGCUGCGUCGGCCGACAAGAAGUUUGGCAAGAAGUGCCUCAAGGCCAUCCGUCGGUUUAAGAUUGAAGUGUACAAGGAUAUUUCGAUCGACAAGGAGAUGAUGGAGGUGUGCAAGGAUGACAUCUCAUCGCUCUGUGACGACGACUUCCUCUACCCAGAGGUCGGCAGCGUCCUCGCCUGCCUCAGGGAGGCCAAGUCGGGCGGCAAGAUAUCGGAGGCGUGUGGGCAGAAGGUGUUUGAGGCGCAGCAGGACGCAGCCAACGACUUUGCUCUGGACCCUCAGCUGAACGAGACGUGCUCUGGGGACGUGCAGCGGCUGUGUGCUGACGUGCCCACUGGGGAGGGGCGCGUUCAGGACUGCCUGAGGGAUCACAGGAACAGCCUUAACUGGGAGUGCUUGGCGGAGCUUUUCCGGCAGGAGAUUGAGAGCUCAGAGGACAUUCGCCUCAACACGCGCCUCUUCAAAGCCUGCCUGGAGGACAAGCGCCGCUUCUGCCCCGACGUGCUGCCAGGGGACGCGCGAGUGAAGGACUGCCUGGAGACCCACCUUCUCGACUCUGACUUCUCCAAGACCUG